Molecule: messenger RNA, 816 nt
Organism: Alligator sinensis (Chinese alligator)
Lineage: Eukaryota; Metazoa; Chordata; Crocodylia; Alligatoridae
Gene: SHISA9
Product: shisa family member 9
Exons: 5
Coding region: 78-758 (226 amino acids)
Biological process (GO): regulation of short-term neuronal synaptic plasticity; regulation of AMPA receptor activity
Cellular component (GO): AMPA glutamate receptor complex; postsynaptic membrane; dendritic spine membrane
Source: RefSeq, a predicted model, not a curated record
CUGGGCUCAAUACAGGAAAGCUGCAGGGGAAGCUACGGUUUGAUGCAUUACCCUCCUCAAGGGCUCUUGCUGAUGUUAUGCGACCUCAGGGUGCUUGUGCAACAGAUCACAUGGAAAGAGAUCUAAAUAUUGUAGUUCAUGUACAACACUAUGAAAACAUGGAGACAAGGGCACCUGCAAAUAACAUACAUGCAUCACAGAUGAAUAAUGUGGUACCAACUUCUCCUCUCCUCCCUCAGAUGUCACAUCCGCAUUCAUAUCCCAACAUGGGGCAGAUCACAAAUCCUUAUGAACAACAGCCCCCAGGCAAGGAGCUUAACAAGUAUGCUUCCCUAAAGGCAGUUGGAAGUUAUGAUGGUGACUUUGCUGCGAUGACACUUAAGUCACCAAAAGCUGAUAAGGUCAACGAUGACUUCUAUUCCAAACGUCGACACCUUGCAGAAUUGGCUGCCAAAGGGAGCUUGCCACUCCAUCCAGUGCGUAUGGAGGAAGACAGAACGUAUGCACCUGACAAUGGCACAACCAAACACAAUGGGCAGAAAUCCAAAAUUACAAAAAUUCACACACACCCCAUGGCAUACAACUACAAAACCUGGGACCCCAGUGACCAGUCCUUCCGACGGCAAGCAUAUGCAAACAAGGGGAAGCAUGGCCCAGGAGAACCUAUGUUAAGUAACACACUGACAACUCGGAGUCAGCAAUAUUUGCCCCCACAGCCGUACUUCAUAACUAACAGCAAGACAGAAGUGACUGUUUGAGAUUGCUCUUUCAUUCCUUAAAAAUAUAAAACAUCAGAAAGAGGCAAAAAAAAAAAAA